AUGAGCGCUUCGCACAGCAUUUGGCUCUGGGAGAAGUGGGUCGCAUCCACAGGUAACGCCACGCACUGGCGGAUUGAGCAGCAGCUUGUGCAUCGUCUUCCUGAUGAUCCGAGAGUUUCAGCUGAGAUACGCAACUUUUUGACCUUUGCCGGUAUUUUCGGGGUCUUUUACAAGAAGGAGGUGUGCGCUCUGUUCUUGGUCUCGGCCGUGUCCUCCGAGAGCGUCGGGGAGGCGGGCUACUCGGGGCAAGAAGACGUCGGCCUCCUACAGCAGCAGGUCGCUGCUGAGAAGUGGAGGAGAAAGCCCUGGGCACAACCGAAGAGAUGGCAAUGGGGGACCGCCCCGAAGAUGGGUGCGAAGCCCAAAGUUCCCGCAGAGGACAAGGCCGAACCAGAGGAGUGGGAGUGGAACCAAAAGGUGGCCGCAAAAAGCAAGAAAGUUCAGAACAAGUGUGCCGGCUGCAUGACCUACAACAGCUUCGAUCCGAUGAGCAAGUGGUGCGACACAUCGCGAGGCUGCCGAAAGAAGAAAGAGGUAGGGAAGACAUGCAAGGAAGACUAUGAGUGUCUUUCGCACAUAUGUUCCGAGACUUGCCAGUCACAAUGCGGGCCGGAUGCGCCCUGGUGUUGGUACGAGAAGUUGGGCAACGAGUACAAGGGCAUCUGCAAAAACUGCAUGAUGUACCAGUUCUACAACGCAGAUGCCAAGUGGUGCGACAAGACAAGUGGCUGCCAGUCGAAGAAGAGCGCAGGGGACGACUGCACCGAAGACUAUGAGUGCGUCUCAGGUUUCUGUCAGGACUCCCAUUGUUUCGACUACGUCCCUCACGUUAUCACGCAAGACCAGAUGGAAGAGAUGGAUGAUGAGAUGGGGGACGAGCCACCCCCAGAGGAAGGGGAGGAAUUUGAGGAGGAAGACGAGGAACCCCGCUAA
Molecule: messenger RNA, 933 nt
Organism: Symbiodinium natans
Lineage: Eukaryota; Dinophyceae; Suessiales; Symbiodiniaceae
Source: the annotation of a GenBank genome assembly